Sinocyclocheilus grahami is the source of this 754-nucleotide messenger RNA. Its product is annotated as hepatocyte nuclear factor 6-like. The coding region runs from base 1 to 531 and encodes 176 amino acids. The transcript is spliced from 2 exons. Gene Ontology annotation, biological process: regulation of transcription by RNA polymerase II. Gene Ontology annotation, cellular component: nucleus. Gene Ontology annotation, molecular function: DNA-binding transcription factor activity, RNA polymerase II-specific; RNA polymerase II cis-regulatory region sequence-specific DNA binding. The record is from RefSeq and is a predicted model, not a curated record. Lineage: Eukaryota; Metazoa; Chordata; Actinopteri; Cypriniformes; Cyprinidae.
AUGAACGCCCAGCUGUCGAUGGAGAACAUUGGCGAUCUGCACGGAUUGAGCCAUGAUCCCAGCGCGGCGGAUCUUAUGACCGGAGACAGCGCUCAUCGCUCGCAAGGGACGCUUUCGGACCUGCUACGGAACCCUAAGCCCUGGAGCAAGCUCAAGUCUGGCCGGGAAACCUUCCGCAGGAUGUGGAAAUGGUUGCAGGAGCCUGAGUUCCAGAGAAUGUCCGCGCUCAGGCUCGCAGCGUGCAAGAGGAAAGAGCAGGAGCAUGGUAAAAGCGAGCGGGGGUGCAUCUCCAAGAAGCCCCGGCUGGUCUUCACUGAUGUCCAGCGUCGGACUUUACAUGCAAUAUUCAAAGAGAACAAGCGCCCGUCCAAAGAGUUACAAAUCACCAUCUCUCAGCAGCUGGGCCUGGAGCUCACCACCGUCAGCAACUUCUUCAUGAAUGCGCGUCGACGGAGCCUCGAUAAGUGGCUGGACGAUGGCAGCUCCAACUUGGCCAACUCCUCCUCCUCCAGCACUUGUACCAAAGCAUGAUGGAGUAGUGGCUGCAUUAUGGGGAAAAAAAAAAACUUCGGUGGAAAAGCUUUAAACAAAGAAAACUUAAGAAGAGACAAUUUUAGACAGCGUUUGCCCUUAAAACUUGUACAGUACCGAUAUUUAUAAUAUCCAAAGAAAAACACCAAAGACUGCUUUGAUCCCCAUUUAGGACCUUCUUCGUUUAUGUCUGACAUUCUGCAAAAAAAAAAAAAAAAAAAAA